GAUAGAGAGAGAGAGAGAGAGAGAGAGGAAGAUGAAAGGGCAGAACAACCGGCGCCUAUGACUUGCGAUGGAAGAAAAGAGUAAUUGAGAAGAAGCAGCGGGAAGAGAGGAUUCCUCGACUCGUUUGCAUACGAUUAUGGCGGAACCAGAGCAAUCGGCGAUGUUUAGGACAGGUAAUCUAUUAGCCGGAGAUGGAGAGACUGCGAGUCUAGCCAUGAAGAAAAAGAAGAGGAAAAAGAGGAAUUUUCUUCCCUCAACCGCCGUAAGUUCUCUCAAUCUCUCUGCUUCGUCAUCCACCCCUCAAUCACAGGCACAUGACCCCAAUCUCAAUCUUACCCAUGAGAAUGGAAUUGCUCCUUGUGCUGAUUAUCUUAAUUCUAAUAUUAAACCUGAUGGUAAUCUAGUAAUCGAUUGCUUCGAUGAUACUAAUAACAACGAUAAGAAGAAGAAGAAGAGUAAGAGUAAGAGUAAGAAGGGUUUAGAACUAGAAGAAUCGUGGGUGGUUUCGCCGCCAGGAACCAGGCGCUCUAAUGGCACUGACCCAAAUGAGGUCGAAGAGGAAAAAGAUUGCAACAAGAAAAAAGAGAAGAGGAGGAGGAAGAGAAAUGAUAGCAAGUGUUGCGAGGUAGUGAAAGAGGAGGAUAGGGCUUUUGAGUUCGAUAAGCAGAAAAGAGAGCCCGAUUACCGAAUAAAGAGCAGGAUUGGUCCAUUUGAUGCAAGUUUAGAAGACGAGAUUUUGACACUUGAGGAUGUCCUUUCGCGAAGCAUUUACAAGAGUAAUGGCACGAGAACAGACUUAAAGGAUGGCCAGCAUGAUGAUGAGGAGGAACCCAAUUUCUCUUUCAAGGCUGUUUCAAACAAUCCUUCCAUUCGAGCUAUUGAUGGUUGCUGUAACUUAGCUGGGGAGGUUGAGGAUGAAGCUGUUAUAAUACCAAGCAUUUAUGCAAGCUUGAAGGAAGAAAAUGUACAGCAAAAUGAGCUAGAAGUUGGAAAGGCUGUUGGUUACAAGCAAAGGCGAAGAAAGGAAAAACAGCGAACAAUUGCUCACGCUGAUGUUCGAAAGGUGUCCCCAUACUUCUGGAGGUCAACAGGACAACAAGAGGUGAGAAAUGACGGUAAUGGGAGACGAUUUAGCCCAACAAGAGCUUGUGCAAAAGCUGGUGCUACUUGUGUGAUGGUUUCCCCAUACUUUGAAAAGAUACCCAAAGAAGGAGAAAAUGCAGAUGUCCCCAAUCUCAAUCUCACCCAUGAGAAUGGAAUUGCUUCUUGUGAUGAUUAUCUUAAUUCUAGGAAGCGAAGGAAGAUCAAUGACAUUAAACGUGAUGUUAAUCUAGCAAUUAAUUGCUACAAUGAUACUAAUAAUAAUGAUAAUAAUAAUAAUAAUAAGAAGAAGAAGAGUAAUCCCAGUUCUAGUAAGAAGGGUCUAGAACUAGAAGAAUCGUGGGUGGUUCCGUCGUCAGGAACCAGGUGCUCAUAUGCUUCUCCUACACAUGACACUGCCCCAAAUGAGAUCGAAGAGGAAAAAGAUUGCAACAAGAGCAAAGAUAAGAGGAGGAAGAGGAAUGAUAGCAACACAGAUAAGAGGAAGAGGAAGAGAAAUGAUAGCAAGUGUUGCGAGCUAAUGAAAGAGGAGGAUAAGGCUUUUGAGUUUGAUAUGCAGAAAAGAGAUCCCGGUUACCAAAUGAAGAGCAGGAUUGGUCCAUUGGAUGGAAGUUAUGAAAAUGAGGUUUUGAAGCUUGAGGAUGUCCUUUCGCAAAGCAUUUACAAGAGUAAUGGAACAAGAACAAACUUAAAGGAUGGCCAGCAUGAUGACGAGGAGGAACCCACUUUCUCUUUUAAGGUUACAAACAAUCCCUCCAUUCUAGAUAUUGACGGUGGCUGCAACUUAGCUGGGGAGGUUGAAAAUGAAGCUGUUAUAUUACCAAGCAUUUAUCCAAGCUUGAAAGAAGAAGUACAGCAAAAUGAGCUAGAAAUUGGAAAGAUUGUUCGUUCCAAGCGAAGAGGAAGAAACGAAAAACAGCAAACAAUUGCUCAUGUUGACUCUGCCCCAAAUGAGAUCGAAGAGGAAGAAGAUUGCAACAAGAGCAAAGAUAAGAGGAGGAGGAAGAGGAAUGAUAGCAAGUGUUGUGAUCUAGUAAAAGAGGAGGGUAAGGCUUUUGAGUUUGAUAUGCCGAAAAGAGAUCUCGGUUACCAAAUGAAGAGCAGGAUUGGUCCAUUGGAUGGAAGUUAUGAAAAUGAGGUUUUGAAGCUUGAGGAUGUCCUUUCGCGAAGCAUUUACAAGAGUAAUGGAACAAGAACAAACUUAAAGGAUAGCCAGCACGAUGACGAGGAGGAACCCACUUUCUCUUUUAAGGUUACAAACAAUCCCUCCAUUCUAGAUAUUGACGGUGGCUGCAACUUAGCUGGGGAGGUUGAAAAUGAAGCUGUUAUAUUACCAAGCAUUUAUUCAAGCUUGAAAGAAGAAGUACAGCAAAAUGAGCUAGAAAUUGGAAAGAUUGUUCGUUCCAAGCGAAGAAGAAGAAACGAAAAACAGCAAACAAUUGCUCAUGUUGACUCUGCCCCAAAUGAGAUCAAAGAGGAAGAAGAUUGCAACAAGAGCAAAGAUAAGAGGAGGAGGAGGAAGAGAAAUGAUAGCAAGUGUUGUGAGCUAGUAAAAGAGGAGGGUAAGGCUUUUGAGUUUGAUAUGCAGAAAAGAGAUCCCGGUUACCAAAUGAAGAGCAGGAUUGGUCCAUUGGAUGGAAGUUAUGAAAAUGAGGUUUUGAAGCUUGAGGAUGUCCUUUCGCGAAGCAUUUAUAAGAGUAAUGGAACAAGAACAAACUUAAAGGAUGGCCAGCAUGAUGACGGGGAAGAAACCACUUUCUCUUUUAAGGUCACAAACAAUCCCUCCAUUCUAGCUAUUGAUGGUGGCUGCAACUUAGCUGGGGAGGUUGAGAAGGAAGCUGUUGUAAUACCAAGCAGUUAUGAAAGCUUGAAAGAAGAAGUACAGCAAAAUGAGCUAGAAAUUGGAAAGACUGUUGGUUCGAAGCGAAGGAGAAGAAACGAAAAACAGCAAACAAUCGCUCAUGUUAAUGUUCGAAAUGUCUCCCCAUACUUCUGUAGGUCAACAGGACAACAAGAAGUGAGAAAUGACGAUAAUGAUAGACAAUUUAGCCUGACAAGAGCUUGUGCAAAAGCUCGUGCUACUUCUGUGAAGGUCUCCCCAUACUUUCAAAAGAUACCCAAAGAAGAGCAGCAAGAGGUGAGAAAUGACGGUAAUGAUAGACAAUUGAGACCAACAAAAGCUUGUACAAAAGCUCGUGCUACUUCUGUGAAGGUCUCCCCCUACUUUCAAAAGAUGCCCAAAGAAGAAGAAAAUGCAGAUGGCCUUCUGUUGGAAGGUAAAAAUUGGUGUAAAACAGAUGUGAGAGUUGAGACUGUUCUAUCUACUUCUGAGAAGCUACACACAGCUUACCGAAGAAAAAGUCCAGAUAACAUGUGGAAACCUCCACGCUCCAGCUAUGGUCUACUCCAAGAGGAUCAUGCCCAUGAUCCUUGGAGGGUAUUGGUGAUAUGUAUGCUCCUAAAUCGGACAACUGGUUUGCAGGCUAAAAGGGUGAUAUCGGAUCUCUUUACUCUCUGUCCUGAUGCAAAGACAGCAACUGAGGUCACUCCAGAGGAGAUAGAAAAGAUUAUAAAAACACUAGGUCUACAAAGGAAGAGGGCAGCAAUGAUACAGCGCCUCUCUCAGGAGUACUUGUGGGAAAGCUGGACCCACGUGACUCAGCUGCAUGGUGUUGGCAAGUAUGCAGCUGAUGCGUAUGCAAUAUUUUGUACAGGAAGUUGGGACCUGGUGAGACCUACUGAUCACAUGCUAAAUUAUUACUGGGAAUUUCUUUGCAGUAUUAGACAUACCUUAUGAUUUUCUCUCUCUAUUAGACAUAUCUUACUGGAUUGGGAGCUCUAUUUUUGUGAUUUUGGAGUACAAUUUCAAGGAAAAACUUGUUCUAGUCAAAACUCCUAUUUUAAAUUUGUUCAAAUUUAGGAUCAAGAAUAUCUGAGUAGAGAUAGCUAGAAGCUGAAUCCAUCUCCUACAUUUUGCUCUACUUCCACCCCUUAUCAAUCACCUGUUGUAUGCAAAUAUUUUAUCUUUGUCCGUUUUUAUUAUUUAUUAUUUUCAUUUGGUU
Messenger RNA from Alnus glutinosa, 4163 nucleotides. RefSeq lists its product as uncharacterized. The coding region runs from base 137 to 3898 and encodes 1253 amino acids. The record is from RefSeq and is a predicted model, not a curated record. Gene Ontology annotation, biological process: DNA repair. The transcript has 3 exons. NCBI's taxonomy places the organism in Eukaryota, Viridiplantae, Streptophyta, Magnoliopsida, Fagales, Betulaceae. Gene Ontology annotation, cellular component: nucleus. Gene Ontology annotation, molecular function: DNA binding; catalytic activity.